AUGGCACCACAAGCAAGUUACGGCACGCAAAUGACAACACUUGUUAACUGUAAACACGGAUCACCAAUCUGUGUCCUAGAUGGAGGCACGAAAGAGGAAGGAUUAGACCUCUGCGAAGCUUGCCAAGUAUCUCAUCCUAUGAUCGCAUUAAAGACGACCGAGGAGCUUGUGAAAACGCGCAUAGAAGAAGAAGACUACCCUAACGCACGAGCCUUGAGAGACAGUGCAGACUACGAGGCAUUGUGGGCCAAACCAGAUGACGAACAUGCAUGCGCGUGGCGGCAAAAGCGGUUCAGCGACAACGUCAAGUUCGCUGACGACAUGCUACAGUGA
Molecule: messenger RNA, 333 nt
Organism: Alternaria burnsii
Lineage: Eukaryota; Fungi; Ascomycota; Dothideomycetes; Pleosporales; Pleosporaceae
Exons: 2
Coding region: 1-333 (110 amino acids)
Source: RefSeq, a predicted model, not a curated record